AUGAAACAGGACAAUUGGAAAGAAAAUCGGAUUCUAGUAGGGCUUCAUUACUUAAUAGUAAUGAUAUAUCUUAUUCAAAAAAAAAUAAAUGCGGAUCCACAAAUUGGAAGUAUUAAGCUUGCUGUAGAACUUAAGAAAAUAGUUAAAAAAACAUAUAUCUUCGAUGUAUACGAAAUAAUUUGUGUAAAAUAG
Molecule: messenger RNA, 192 nt
Organism: Vairimorpha ceranae
Lineage: Eukaryota; Fungi; Microsporidia; Nosematidae
Exons: 1
Coding region: 1-192 (63 amino acids)
Source: RefSeq, a predicted model, not a curated record